Fusarium subglutinans is the source of this 546-nucleotide messenger RNA. Its product is annotated as f-box domain protein. The transcript has a single exon. Lineage: Eukaryota; Fungi; Ascomycota; Sordariomycetes; Hypocreales; Nectriaceae. Bases 1 to 546 code for a protein of 181 amino acids. The record is from RefSeq and is a predicted model, not a curated record.
AUGGUCCAGCAACUACCAAUCAUGUUUAGCAUCCCGGGAACUUAUGGCGUUGGACGUAAGCCCGCGCAAACAUCACACAAGCUUGUGAAUGUAGGCGCUGCAAAAGAAGUUGCCGUGUCAAAAUACGAGUCGCUGGUAAAUCUUAAAGAAGUCAUUGCACGAAGAAAGUCUAGGGGGCAGAAUGCCAACACGGUGAAAUACCUGGAGGCUGUCUUUCUGGACUAUGCAGAUUCGGAUCCUUUGAUGAUUCCAGAUCAUGGGGGUAUUGGAGACGACCCUUAUUUUGGCAUGGCAUCCAUCCCAUUCGCUUCUCUUCCAACUCGAGACGUUGUUGACAACGGACUUUGGUGCAAGGGAUGCCAAUGGACGUACGAGCGACAGAAAAGUCAACGGCUACCGGCUCACCUCAUUGCCAACAUGGUGCCAGUCGGUUGUGAUCCCGAUCGUGUACUAUUGGGCCUGGCCAGGCGAGGUCACUCAAGAACAGGACUCUUGGAGCAUAUUCGAAGAUGUUACGGGGUACAGAAGCUGCUUAGUGACAGAUAA